UGAACCGAGAACCAGGCCACUCGCCAAACCUACUUUGUCCUACUUCCUUCCCUCCUCUCCAUCGCCACCAGGGAAAAUGUCGUCGGAUAUCAAUCUGCUCCUAGAGAAGGCCACAAGCCCGCUGCUGUUGGACAUUGACUGGGACACCACCUUGCACAUUGUGGACCUCAUACGUCAGGGAGACGUCAAUCCCAAGGCAGCUGUGCAGUCCUUGGUGAGCCGCCUUAAGGACAGCAACCCUAAUGUGGUGCUAUUGGCGCUGGAGGUAUUUGAAUCAGUGGUGAAAAAUUGUGGCCAGUCAGUUCAUGAGCAAGUGGCAUGCUGGGCUGUAAUGGAGCAGAUUCAUGAUGUCCUGCGCAUUAAUCCCAGUGUGGAUGUGCGCAAGAAGAUUCUGCUGCUGCUGUCCACCUGGGUGUAUGCCUUCCGCAAUGAACCCAAGUACAGAGCUGUCCAGGACACUAUCAACAUCAUGAAGGCAGAGGGCUACCAGCUUCCCACCUUCAAUGAGAGUGAUGCUAUGUUCACUGCUUAUCGCGCCCCUGACUGGGCUGAUGGGGAGUGUUGCCACGGCUGUCGCACUCAAUUCACUAUGCUGAAACGCAAGCACCACUGUCGUGCAUGUGGCCAGGUGUUCUGUGGGGAUUGCUCCAGCAAGUCCUCCACCAUCCCCAAGUUUGGCAUCGAGAGAGGUGCGAGUGUGUGAGUCUUGCUACGACGACAUCAACAAUGGCUGCCUGGAGGGUGUGGUGAACCUCAGUCGCAGCAGCAGCACUGAAUCUAUUGACACUAAGACCAUCAAACCCGUAGGCACUCUUCCCAUUUUUUGUUGUAGAGUAUUGGUGUAAUUUAUUUAUAUACAACUUGCAGUCAGAGCUUCAUAGAUGUGUACGCAUAAGUAAGGUCAAUUAAUCAGGUGUUUUACCUUUUCGUUUCAUCAUUUUUGUUGCCCUUGGCCAGUUUUCUCCUAUUACAUCAUCAACUCCUUCCUGGCGGAGGAUCUACACCCAACAUGGAAAUUUAAGUCAGUUCGCCAGCUGAAAAAAACUCACUUCUAUGGUUAGUGAUAUGAAAAAAAGAUUA
Molecule: messenger RNA, 1080 nt
Organism: Portunus trituberculatus (swimming crab)
Lineage: Eukaryota; Metazoa; Arthropoda; Malacostraca; Decapoda; Portunidae
Product: hepatocyte growth factor-regulated tyrosine kinase substrate-like
Exons: 6
Coding region: 77-703 (208 amino acids)
Molecular function (GO): metal ion binding; ubiquitin binding; phosphatidylinositol binding
Source: RefSeq, a predicted model, not a curated record